AUGGUCCAGCCGGGCGUCGAGGGCCUGGGCACGCCGCGCACUGCCGUCGGUGACGCGACUUUUCUCGACCGCCAACCCGACUUCGACUUGUCCCAAGAGCUCUCCUUCCACUCGCCCUCUAAAGAUGCAAACAUUGCCCAGCAACUCCGAAAUGGCAACCGACCGAACCUGUCGACACCACGGGGCACCCGUGCUCCCUUCACGAACCGGCGCAAUGUCCAAGCCAACGGCAACAUCAACGUGGGCGGUCCAGAAUUCACCCCCCUCCUCAAAUCAGCCACGAGAAACAGUGCAAGGCGCCUGCCCGGCAAGGAGAACGGCCGGACGACGCCGAAUUUCUUGGAGAGGAUAGACGAGGACAUCACGCCGUUGCCAAAGCUCAACACCUCGGUAUACAGCUCCCAUACACCUCUACCCAACGAUGCGACCGUUUCCAGUACAGAAGUGACGACACCAAUCACCAUAAGGCGGCGAGGCGGCGCUAAGGGCCCUCUGGACGACGGCAACCAACUGUCACUGCGCGAGCAAGAGAACGUUGUCAACAAGAUAGAAAAGGAAAACUUCGGAUUGAAGCUCAAGAUUCACUUUCUGGAAGAGGCGCUUCGGAAGGCAGGACCGGGGUUCAGCGAGGCUGCCCUCAAGGAGAAUACGGAGCUCAAGGUCGACAAG
This is a messenger RNA of Neurospora tetraspora, 669 nucleotides long. RefSeq names its product microtubule associated-domain-containing protein. The annotation marks the transcript as partial. The transcript has a single exon. The record is from RefSeq and is a predicted model, not a curated record. NCBI's taxonomy places the organism in Eukaryota, Fungi, Ascomycota, Sordariomycetes, Sordariales, Sordariaceae. Gene Ontology annotation, cellular component: microtubule organizing center.